AUGGCGGGUAAGCAAGAUGAUUUAAGUGGUUGUACGUUUGAAGUUCAUGGUAAAGUUCAAGGUGUAUUUUUUAGAAAGUAUGCGGCUGAAUUCGCUAAGGUAAAUGGCCUUGUCGGCUGGAUUAUGAAUACUGAAAGUGGUACUGUGGUAGGUGAAUUCGAAGGUCCAAGUGUAAGUGUUGAUGCAUUUAAACAUUGGCUUCGCAACAUUGGAAGUCCUAAGUCGCAAAUUGACAGGUGCCAGUUCAAGAACGAAAGAAGGAUAUCUCAGUUACAUUUCGAAAAUUUUAAUAUACGUCGCUAG
Schistosoma mattheei is the source of this 303-nucleotide messenger RNA. Lineage: Eukaryota; Metazoa; Platyhelminthes; Trematoda; Strigeidida; Schistosomatidae. The record is from the annotation of a GenBank genome assembly.